Messenger RNA from Megalopta genalis, 5978 nucleotides. NCBI's taxonomy places the organism in Eukaryota, Metazoa, Arthropoda, Insecta, Hymenoptera, Halictidae. The record is from RefSeq and is a predicted model, not a curated record.
GGUGCGAAGAGGAGAUUCCGUUGGAUCACGGAUGGAUCCUAGAUCACUGCGGAGAACCUGAAGCGCAACAGGCGGUGGUUAUCGCGAUCUGGACGCCGGCCGCCGACGGUGAAAGCCCCGGAAAAGCGGCGCAAUUUUCGCGGCCCCGAAGCUUGCUUAGGGUUUCGAGUGCAGCGCGGACGGCCGAAGGAAAAGGGGGACAGCGUGAUCUAGAGUGGCCCAUUUCCCUUAUCACGAUAAAGCGGUAGUGUGCCGCUACAGAGGCCGCACUGACGGAGCACGAAGCGUACGCGGCCGGCCGCUUCAGGGUGGUGACUCAUUUCCACGUACGAUCAGUCUACCCGUGGAUCGUAGCAGCGAUGUAUCGAACGCCGUUUUCGUUUUCGUUUUCGUUCUCGUCCUUCGCCUCCUCCUCGUCCUGCACCCGGCUGAUCCAGUGAGUCUUGUCGCCGCCGUUUCCGGAUCCCAUCCCCGUCGCCGCCUCGAGGAAACAUGGACGUCGAGCUGGUCACCCGCGCGUCCUUGAACUCUCUGCAGGUCGUGGACGACGGACGAAUCGUCUCGCCGAACAGCUUCGACGAGUGGACCUGGACCAGCUUAAGAGAACAGUUCAAAUACAAGGGCUUAGAGAAGCUGUUCACGGUUUACCAAAGGAGACUUCAGUAUGGUUAUCUGUCGCUCUUCGUUCUGCUACAAUUGGUGCUCGGUACAACGUAUUGUUUGAUCCUGGUUACAAUGGUCAGCGUCGAGAACUGCGUGCCAGACGUGGUCGUCUGCAUCGUUGGCAGCGCGUUGCUAUGCCCGGUGAUAGCCCUGUCCUUCCGGUCGAAGAUCAUCGCUAAGAACAGCUACAUGCCGGUGAUGUUGUCCUGUCUGAUCGUGAUACUGCUGGUGGUCGGCGACCUAGCCGUGCCCAUUUACUACACCCUCACCUACACGGAGGACAAACCGAUAAGACCAGCGUACGCGACGCAGGCAUUGCUCGCCUGUUACGUCUUUCUGCCGCUCACGGAGAAUCUGCACGCUUUCAUACUCGGGAUCACGGCCACCAUAUGCUACCUGGCCGCGCUCUCGUUAAUCACUUACAGCAACACGUCCGAUUACGUUACCAAGAUCAUCACAGACACGAUCUAUUUCAUUUGCGUGAACGGCCUAGGAUUGUACUUCAGGUUCAUGAAUGAGGUCGUCAUCAGGCGGUCCUUUCUCGAUCGCCGGAAGUGCGUUGAGUCGACGCUCAGAUUGAACUACGAGAAAGAUCAGGAAGAACAACUCACGCGAAGUAUAUUGCCGCAACAUAUAGCCGCUAAAAUUAAGAAAGAAUUCAGGGACGUGUUCAAGUUCAUCGAGGAUCACAAGCAGCCUCCACCUAAAGGGCGACCUCACAGCGAUCUGUGCGUCGAAACGCACAACAAUGUGAGCAUUUUAUACGCCGAUGUGGUGAACUUCUCUGGACUGACUGUCACCCUGCCGGUUCGCAAGCUAGUGGAAACGCUGAACGAUCUAUUCGGCAGCUUCGACGAAGCUUCCGAAAGACACAACGUUCUGCGAAUCAAAUUCCUGGGUGACUGCUAUUAUUGCGUGAGUGGGGUGCCUACACCGAACUCGCAGCAUGCCAAGAGCUGCGUGGACCUGGGACUGGACAUGAUAAAAAUCAUAAGAGAGGUGAGAGCAAGGGUGCGCCGAGAAAGCGGCGUGGACGUGAACAUGCGGAUAGGCGUUCAUUCGGGGAACAUAAUAUCUGGGAUCCUGGGUGCCAACAAGUGGCAGUACGAUGUCUGGUCACGCGAUGUGGUUAUAGCCAAUAAAAUGGAGCAAACCGGGAAGCCCGGCAAGGUGCACGUGACGCAACAGACGCUGGAUCUGGUGGACGCGACCGAGUACGACUGCGUACCGGUCGAGUCCUUGAACGACGAGAUUCUGAAAAAAUACGAGAUUCGCAGCUACUUGAUCACGCCGUCGAUUCCCGACGAGCCGUUGCCUAAGCAGAACAGCGAGAACACCUUGGGAGUCAUGACCCCGGACUCCCCUCCGCCGAUGGCCAACAAGCAUUACGUGCGGUUCUACAAUGUUCGAUCGAGCAGCGUCACUGCCGCAACCAAAAACAGCAGACGGCUGACGGCUACUAUGACGAAUCACGUCGACGUACUGGCCAGCACUUAUAGGCGACGCACCCAUUUCAUGGACUCGUGCCUGAAAGACUAUCACCUGAUGCUGAAAGCCGCGGACGCCGAGAUGGAGACCGCUAUCAAGCAAAUGCCUCUCACCAAGUGGGAACAAUGGUGCAAAUGGGAACAUAUAAACCCGUUACUGCUAACGUUCCGUCAGUGGAGCUGGGAGAUACCGUUCCUAAAGGAACCGGAUCCCCUUUUCAAGUUUUACGUCAGCUGCACCACCUUCGUAUUGAUCUUUAUGGGACUCAUUUAUUUGGUACCUACGCUUUCUUUUUCCGAGUGGCACGUAAGCACGGCAAUCAGCUAUGCAGUAGCGAUGUUGUUUCUGAUCGUUCUGAUGCCUAUCGUCUGGAUGCAUUUCGCGUGGAACCGGUACCAGGACCCGCACGACGAGCACGAAAGUCACGUUCCCCAUCCACGCAAUAAGAUCUUGUGCUUCUUGUAUCAGACCAGCGUGAAGGUUGUCUGGAGCGCGUAUCUCAGGAUGAUACUUUACUUGGUCAUAACGAUUAUGUUAGCUGCGUGUGCCAUGUUCGAUAUGAUUUUCGAAUGUAAGGACGAGGACGAUCUUGCUAGUAAUAAUAUAACAUCGAGCAUAUCGGAGCCGGGUGCUGCUAAACUCAAAUGUACAGCUACACCCUGGCAAAUGACACAAACCUGUUCCCUGGCGAUUCUAACGAGCUUUUUGUUUCUGAGAGUCCAUUAUCUCUUAAAGCUAGCGAUAGGUAUCGCCGUAGUGGGAUUUUACUCUGGAAACGUUUGGAUGCACCGUUCGAAUUUGUUUCAGUCGGGUGAAAGAUUAAAUCCUUACUUGGAACCAAGAUUGGCGCAUAUUUUGAGUGUAGUUUUCCUCACGUUCUCGUUGCAUCUCAUCGAUCGUCAGGCAGAGUACUUGAGCAGGUUGGAUUACAUUUGGAAACGACAGUUGACGAAGGAACAGGACGAAGCGUUCCACACUAGAAACGCGAACAAACUGCUACUCCGUAAUAUCUUGCCAGAACACGUUGCGGAGUUCUAUUUAAACAUGAACAGAACCGAAGAAAACGAACCGUACCACGAAGCGCAUAAUAACGUAGCGGUCAUGUUCGCUUCGAUCACGGACGUAAGCAUCGAUGAGAGCAACAUUCUGGCGGACCUUAACGCAAUAAUUUGCGAAUUUGAUAAAUUACUAUUCCAAUCUCCAUUCGUUUGUCAAAUCGAAAAGAUCAAGAUUGCUGGUACCACCUAUAUGGCAGCUUGCGGAUUACAAGCCUCUCGACGUGAUUCGAUGCACAGCACGGAAAGCGAAGACGUGUUUUAUGACAAUGUAGUGAAAGUGAUGGCUCAGUUCGCAGCUGAAAUGAUAGCAGUCCUUGACAAGCUGAAUGCUAGACUGUUUUAUAUGUCUAAACCUUACAGGUUAAGAAUUGGAAUAUCUCAUGGAGAAGUGACAGCAGGCGUAGUGGGUGCUCAAAAGCCGUUGUAUGAUAUUUGGGGUGAUCCUGUGAAUAUGGCGUCAAGGAUGGACACAACAGGUCUUCCGGGACAGAUACAAAUAACGGCGGACACCGCUGCGGUCCUCGAGCAACAGGGCGUCAAGUGUCAUCUUCGAGGAGCAACGUACGUGAAACCAAAAGGCUUCGUAACAACAUACUUCGUAGGCCUCGACGGCCACCGGAAUCUCCUGCGAACUGAUUCUAUCGAAGAAACCAGCCUGUGAUUCGAUCACUGAAUUGACAUUUAGAUAAAGUCCACCUGUCUUGGUCGUUGUAACCAUGGUGGUCCGACGAAUCAUGUGAGAAGUGGGAUAUUUUGUGUUUAGGCAAACACAGAGGGAUAGUAGAUAAACCAAAGAAAAAUCCGAGAGACCAAAGAGCGUGGCGAGAAAUACAGUUGUCGACUGUAAUUCUGUGUUGAAUAUACCUCAAAGCUUACUCAAGUGAUCAUCGAGAGUUUGUAAUUCAGAUGCGUACAUCUGAGCUCUGUCAACCAGCAAAACUUUAAUAGCGUCUUUUUACACGGAGAUCGAAAAUGAUUUUAUCCAACGCUAUGUUUUUACGAGGAACGCUGAGCAUCAAAGCGGGGAAUCUUCCAACAGUGUUUUCCAACGUGCAAAGAUAUCAUUUUCCAUGGAAGUGUACUCCUGAGUAAAAAGCCGAUAUUAUAAUCACUGGAUAUCACACACACUAUUUAAAACACCAGGAUGGAUGUAAUGUACAUAAACGAACGAGCGUUUUGUAGACGAUGACACUUGGAAAACGCUGCACUCCAAACGAUGCACAAUCCAGUUGAAAGUACGAUGUAACAAUCGGUGAUAAAAACAUCUGUGUGGGCGGCAGACAUUUUCGAUGUAAAGAUAGGAGAAAAAAAUUAGUCGAUGUCUAGAUAUAAAAAAUGUAAAAAUACUCUGAAAAUACAGUCGUCGAGUACUUGGAACUGAAUUUACAGUAUUUUUAAAAUAUGGCCAAUACAUGAAGUAUUUGAAUGUUUCAAAAGAAACAUACCGAAUAUACGUACUUACAUCUUUUUUUUACUAUUUGUAGUAUUGAGAAUUUUGCUUCAAUUUGAAGCAGUCAUAUUUUCGAGCAUUCCGUGACAAUUUGGAAUACAUUUUUAAGCAUAUCAUUUCGAUAGAAAUUACUUAAUUCGAAUUUUAAUACUCUUAAUAUGCGAGUUUAAAAUUAUACACUCCGAUUCAAUUAAUCGAUAAACGUAAACUGAAAAUGCGAUCGGCUAAUUCCUUUUCUCCUUUUCUCUUUUCUUGCUUUCAUCCUCUUCCCCCACCCCCUCACACAAACACACAACACACACACACCUCAUUCACUCUCCCUAUCUCUCUUUCUCUCUCUUCCACUCUGUCCCUCACUUUAUCUUUCUCUCUUUUUCGCUCGCAUGUGUAAUUUUCUGUAGACGAGAAUUCGAUGCAUAGUGAUUCAAGAGAUAAUCAAAACGAAUAUGAUACUUUAUUUAUAUCGGUGCAUGCGAACGAUAACGACGUUUUUUAACUGUAUGUUAAAUGUAUGUAUGUAUGUAUGUACAAUGUACCGUAUUCGGUAAUGAAAUAGUAAUUAGUUCGAAAUAUUUAUUAACGUAAACUCCCGCGGGAUCAUGACAGUAGCUGAAUGUUUUAAAAAUCCAUCCGUAAGGCAUUUCCAUGAUAUAUGCGAAAGCUUUACUAUUAAAGGUGCUGGUAGACCUCAAGCGUAGCCUUGAGAAGCCUGAAUGACUCUAAGCUUUCUUUCAUUCACGUCGAAGAAAAAGAUGCAUACGAAUACGUUUCAUUCAAAUUGUGAUUAUGUUCUUUUUCAAAUUCAACAUUCAACGAUCAUAAACCCGCGAAUUUCAAUUUCAAUUUUUUCAAAUCGCUCUUUCCGCGCGAUAGUCGACGUAUGUAGAAAUACAAUACACAUUCGAUAUCGCUAUGUAUUUUCGUUUCGCACAAUUCUCAAGAAUAACACAACAAUUUUUUAUACAGUAAUUAAUCAUUUUCUUAAACAAUUCUCCUUCGUAUAGCGUAAUUUAGAUAUGCGUUUUCGUAAACAAAGUUUACCAUCCCGCUCAUAAAUAAAAAUUUAAUUUUUAUUUUUCUAUCGAUUACGUUAUUUAGCGCGAGGAACGCGCAUUUUUCCGUGUAAAUAUUUUUGUACAUAUAUUUUUUAACUAUUAGACAUAACGACCAAUGUGAUUUCUCCGACGAUUUGAAUAAAGUAUUUAUUACUACGUGCAUAUAGGAUAUAAAUAUCAUUUGUAAACAGACAUGGGCGAGCCUUGUAAAACAGUUUUCGUCGAAAUAAUUCUUCGAUCGAAUAAAAAAUCUUAUGACAUUGA